Molecule: messenger RNA, 1077 nt
Organism: Chlorella variabilis
Lineage: Eukaryota; Viridiplantae; Chlorophyta; Trebouxiophyceae; Chlorellales; Chlorellaceae
Exons: 6
Coding region: 69-698 (209 amino acids)
Source: RefSeq, a predicted model, not a curated record
AGCGCAUACCUUUGCCUGGCAGCGUCAGUGGCGACCUCCCUCGAGCGGCUACACCAAGACUUGGCAAGAUGAUGGCGGCGUCAAUCUCCUGCUUUGUCGCCAAGCCGGCGCUUGCCCGCGCUGGGGCCACCAAGACUGGUCCGCGCAGGGCCCGCGUGCUGCCCGCCGCGAACCCCCGCAGCAACGUGGUUGACGGCGAGAGUGCUGUGGAGUCGGGCGAGUGGGAGGCGGUGGAGUCGCUGGGCAGCCAGGACGAUGUGCUGGCCUGGUACAACCACCAGCACGAGACCCGCAACACCCGGCUGCAUGACGUGAUGCAGACCAACCUUGUGGUGACCAGCCCCGGGGCGAGCCUGGCCGAGGUGACGGCGCUGCUCGACGGCCCACCCUCCAUUGAGGGGAUGCCCGUGGUGGAUGGCGACAACAAGCUGGUGGGCGUGGUGUCGCGCAAGGAUCUGGCCAAGGGCGGGGCCCUGGUGCAGGACAUCAUGUCGUCCACACCCGUCUCCCUCAAGGCCUCUGGCAAGGUGGCGGAUGCUGCCGAGAUCAUGAUCAAGCACAAGUUCCACCGCGUGCCGGUGGUGGACGACGACAACACGUGCGUGGGCAUCGUCACCCGCUCCGACAUCUUCUGGGCACUGACCCAGACUGACCAGGAGGGCGACACGCUGCUGACUGAGCACGGCCUGGAUGUGUGAGCGAGCGCGUGCCUCAACCUGGGCAUGCAUGCCGUUGCGGCGGUUUGUGCCCCGCCACGUGUGCGGCCCCACAAGCCCCGAUGAUUGCGCCAUUUCUUCGUGCCCAAGCGUGGCACCACAUUUUUUUCAGAGCAAUGGAACAUGGCCCGCCGGCUGGCGUCGGGCUGGCGCCGACAGCCGAGCAAAGUGGGUGGGGCGUUUCUUUAUAUAAUCUCAUGAAAACUGAUGCAUCAUGCGAUCUUCUUCGCUAUUUUCACCAGCUGCCCAUUGGUUUGCGAUUUCGAGCCUGCAAACAACGCACGACGAGAAGACUGCCCGAUUCAACCUGGCCAGUAUCAUGGACCUGUGCCAUUUUUUUCCUGUAACACCACUGAGGCGC